AUGCUGAGCUCUGUUCUUCUACCUUGCCUAACCUUCUGCGGCGCCUUCACCCUCACCUUUGCACUUUCCAAGCUCGCACAACUUCGACGUCCGACGCGAGCCAAGCUCCCAUACCCUCCUGGACCAACCCCUCUUCCCUUCCUCGGAAACGUUCUCGACAUCGACAGAGCUCAACCAUGGGUGAGCUAUACGGAGAUGCAAAAGAAAUACGGGGACAUCAUAUACACGAAGCUUCUUGGAUCAGACUAUAUCAUUGUCAACACCUAUGAUGCAGCUAAAGCUCUACUCGAACAACGCUCAUCAGUCUACUCUGACCGCCCCGUCUUUCCUGCAAACAAAUUGUUCGGAAUCGACUUCAACACCGUUUUACAGCCCUACGGCGACACAUGGAGAUUACACAGAAAACUCUUCCACCAUAGUCUUAGGGGGGAGACUGCGAUCCGUUACCAGAAUCUCUACCUUGAGAAAGCUCACGGUCUUCUUGCAAAUCUACUCGACGCACCUGAGGGCUUCGAGGGUCAUUUCCGUGGCUUUGUCGCGUCCAUCGUGAUGGCUCAGACGUACGGAUACGAGACGCAACCACGCAACGACCCACUCGUUGGGGCGGUCGACAUGCUCAUCCGUCUACUUGCGGUUGCACUCUCGCCUGAGCGCAUGGCGAUAUUCAAGGCCUUCCCUGCGUUGGAGAAACUCCCGUCUUGGUUCCCAGGCGCAGGGUUUAAGCGCGAUGCCGUAUUGGCGCGGGGGCUCGCUAAACAGGUGAACGACGUACCAUUUGAAUUCGUGAAACGGUCUCUGGCGGAGAAUACAGCACGCCCAUCAAUGGUCUCGGACUUGCUAAGCUCAUUCGACGAAAGCGAGGAUAACAACGCCCAAGAGCGAGCGAUGAAAGCGACGGCGGCAACGGUCUUUAUAGCCGGAUCUGAGACGAGCUCUUCAACAUUGCAUGUCUUCGCGCUCGCAAUGCUCCGGUACCCGGAGGUUCAGAAACGGGCGCAGGCCGAAAUCGAUAGCGUUGUCGGACGCGACAGAUUACCGACUUUCGAGGACCGGGAGACACUGCCAUACGUGGAGUGCAUCUGGCGCGAGCUGCUCAGAUGGCAUCCGGUCGUACCCCUCGGCAUACCGCAUGCGACGUCGGCGGAUGAUGUGUACGGCGGGUACUACAUACCGAAAGGCGCUACUGUCAUGAUGAACGUUUGGGCAAUGACGAGGGACGAUCGGCGGUACGCAAAUCCGGAGAUAUUUGACCCAUCGCGGCACCUCGCACCGACACCCGAUGGUUCUGACAAGCUGGCGCUCAAGCCCGAGUCGGUAACGAACGACCCGAUCUUCGGCAUGGGGCGCAGGAUUUGCCCAGGGCGGUACAUGUCCGACGCGCUUAUGUGGGCUGCGAUCGUUUCGAUUCUCGCGGCAUUCCGCAUCGAAAAGGCGACAGACCGGUCAGGAAGAGAGAUUGAAGUGGAGGAGAAAUUCACGCCCGGCCUUGCGAUGUAA
Messenger RNA from Coniophora puteana RWD-64-598 SS2, 1497 nucleotides. Its product is annotated as cytochrome P450. Gene Ontology annotation, molecular function: iron ion binding; oxidoreductase activity, acting on paired donors, with incorporation or reduction of molecular oxygen; heme binding. The record is from RefSeq and is a predicted model, not a curated record. Lineage: Eukaryota; Fungi; Basidiomycota; Agaricomycetes; Boletales; Coniophoraceae. The coding region runs from base 1 to 1497 and encodes 498 amino acids. The transcript is spliced from 12 exons.